AUGAUGGAUAGUGUGUACUUUGUGGGUAGUAACCAGAUUCUGACUUGGAUGAACAACAGGCUCCACCUCAAUCUCUCCCGCAUUGAGGAGGCUGAUUCUGGGGCUGUACAAUGCCAGAUAAUGGAUAUGACAUUUCCGGGGGUAGUUCCAAUGCACAAGGUGAACUUCGAUGCAAAGUCUGAAUAUGAUAUGAUCCAUAAUUACAAAAUUCUACAGGAUGUGUUCAACAAGCUGAAAAUUGACGAGUCUGGCGAAUUGGUGACUAUAACAAAAGAUUUACAAGAAGAUGUUUAA
Messenger RNA from Sphenostylis stenocarpa, 294 nucleotides. The record is from the annotation of a GenBank genome assembly. NCBI's taxonomy places the organism in Eukaryota, Viridiplantae, Streptophyta, Magnoliopsida, Fabales, Fabaceae.